Paramecium pentaurelia is the source of this 821-nucleotide messenger RNA. The record is from the annotation of a GenBank genome assembly. NCBI's taxonomy places the organism in Eukaryota, Ciliophora, Oligohymenophorea, Peniculida, Parameciidae.
UGUAUGGCAUCAAUUGAAUAGCUUUCUAAGGUAGAGGAUCCAUAACAAAUACUAUAAGAGGAUUCUUCAACUCCAUCUCAUGAAUCCGACUCUUCAGACUCUUCGUAUGAUUUUGCUUAGGACUUAAACCAAAAGCCCUCAUCCAAGAGAUCUCCAGAAGAAGAGAAAGAGCUUCUAUAUAAAUAUAGAGGUAUGUUUUAAAAAAAUCAAUCAUUAGGAAAACAUGGGCUAAAGUAUGCCAAAAUAUCAAAUGAAUAACGAUAGAAGUUGAUAAAAUAAGUAACAACUACAGGGUGUACUAUAAAAAGUGCAGCUAAAGAAUUAAAUAUCAAUUUUUCAACUGCUAAAGCAAUUAUGUAGAUAUAUAGAAAAGAAGGAAGGACAUCAAAGAAAAUAAAGAGAGAGAAUAAGAAAACACUAACCUCUAAGCAAGAAAUUCUCAACCAAAGUAAUUACAAAUAUUUAAAUUUUUAGCCACUUCUGAUAAACCAAAUUAUGGUGAAUAAAGACAGACAAAAGUUGAUGUAGUCUAAGAUAAUUUAGAAACAAAUCUUUAUCAACAAGCAGAAGAGACUAAUAGGAAUUAGGCUCUAUUAAUUUAAUAAUUGAAUACGUAGGUAAAUAAACUCAAAUUAAUAUAUAUUAGAAUAUGUUAUUAUAAGGCAGAGUAUAGUAAUUGCAAUAGGAAAAAUAAUAAUUGACUCAAAAUUACUCCUAUUUAACAUAUUAAUAUAACCAAUUAUAAUAAAUGGUAUAUAAAUUUAAAAUAUCAUUCAUAGAUGUCAUAAAUGGUGCCUUCGUAUUAUCGACCUUAUCCUUGA